Thamnophis elegans (Western terrestrial garter snake) is the source of this 1868-nucleotide messenger RNA. It is a transcript of the gene PRCP, whose product is annotated as prolylcarboxypeptidase. The record is from RefSeq and is a predicted model, not a curated record. Gene Ontology annotation, molecular function: serine-type exopeptidase activity; dipeptidyl-peptidase activity. Bases 9 to 1505 code for a protein of 498 amino acids. Gene Ontology annotation, biological process: regulation of blood vessel endothelial cell migration; proteolysis; angiogenesis involved in wound healing. NCBI's taxonomy places the organism in Eukaryota, Metazoa, Chordata, Lepidosauria, Squamata, Natricidae. The transcript is spliced from 9 exons.
GCACGGUUAUGCGGGUGUUUGCAGGGCUGUGGGGCGGGUGGCUCUUCUGCCUCGCCUGGGUCGGCGUUUUCGGGCGCGCCCGGAGCAUCUUCGCCCAUCCUCGCCUCUACGCGGCCUCCCGUCCCGAUUCCUCCCGGCUCGUGGGGCUGCGCGCUUACCGCACUUGCUAUAUCGCCCAGAAGAUCGAUCACUUUGGUUUUGCUGAAGACCGCACGUUCAAGCAACGCUACCUCAUCGCAGACCAGCACUGGAAGAAAGACACGGGGACAAUCCUUUUUUACACUGGCAAUGAAGGAGACAUCGCCUGGUUUGCAAAUAAUACGGGUUUCAUGUGGAAUGUGGCCGAAGAAUUGGAUGCGAUCCUGGUUUUUGCUGAACACAGAUACUACGGGGAAUCCUUGCCGUUUGGAAAUAAGUCGUACACCGAUGCCAAGCAUUUGAAUUACCUGACUUCGCAGCAAGCUCUGGCUGAUUUUGCGGUACUUAUCCAACACUUGAAAAAUACGAUUCCUGGAACGCAGAAUACUCCAGUGAUAGCUAUAGGAGGGUCUUAUGGUGGAAUGCUUGCUGCCUGGUUCCGAAUGAAAUAUCCCCACAUAGUAAUUGGAGCUCUGGCUGCGUCAGCCCCUAUUUGGCAGUUCGACAGCUUGGUUCCCUGUGGUUCUUUUCAUAAGAUAGUGACCGAAGAUUUCAAAAAAAGCGGGAUUGGCUGUUCGGAAACCAUCCGAAAUUCCUGGGCGGCCAUUAAACGUAUUGCUGACACAGAGAAAGGCUUACAGUGGCUUUCCCACACAUUUCGUUUGUGCAGCCCCUUGAAGACCACAACAGACCUCAUCACCUUCAGAGAAUCCCUGAGAAGCACAUGGAUAUACGUGGCCAUGGUAGACUAUCCGUAUGAAGCCGCCUUCUUACAGCCUCUCCCUGCCUGGCCAGUUAAGGUUAUCUGCAAAUACCUGAAAAAACCUAAACUGCCGGACAAGUUGUUGCUACAGAAUGUUUUCCAGGCUGUAAACAUCUACUACAAUUACACGGGGCAUGCAUCCUGUUUGAACUUAACUCGGACUGCUACGAAAAGCCUGGGCCUCCAAGGCUGGUCUUACCAGGCUUGCACCGAGAUGGUAAUGCCCAUGUGUUCAGACGGUGUCAACGAUAUGUUUGAGCCACAGAAAUGGGACCUCCAUGCUUACUCGGAGGAAUGUUUCAAAACCUGGGGGGUACGACCCCGCCCUUCCUGGAUUACCACCAUUUACGGUGGGAAAAACAUAAGUGCGCACAGUAACAUCAUUUUCAGCAACGGAGGGCUCGAUCCUUGGACCGGCGGUGGCGUGACAAAGAACAUCACGGACACUCUCGUGGCCAUCAUGAUCCCGGAAGGAGCUCAUCAUCUCGAUCUGCGUGCCAACAACCCUUAUGACCCCAUCUCCGUUCUGCAGGCUCGCCUCUUGGAAGUCCACUACAUGAAGUUGUGGAUACAGAAGCACAGGAGGGUUAAAAAAUGCCCAUAGUAACUGGAUAAUAGUGGGGGCUUUGUGCGGCAAUGGUUAGCCUUUGGUGAUCGUCUUCUUUCUGGAUUGUCUCUUCUUCAUCUUCAUCUUGCUGAGCUUUCUUUAGCUUCUUUUAAUUCUCAAUCAAGAGGUCCGUUUGAGACGAGCUGGAACUGACACGGCCUAGCUUUGGUUAGUGACGUCUGGAGGUGGGUUGCUACCGGUUCGCACCAGUUCAGAUGAACCAGUAGUUGAAAUUGCGACUGGGUCGCCGAACCGGUAGGGACGACAGACUCGUGACCCCCCGGGGAACCAGUUCCCCGGUCACCGCGGCAUGUUUUAUUGACAUUUUUAAUGUUCUGCGCAUGCACAGACCUAUUUACA